Molecule: messenger RNA, 1669 nt
Organism: Humulus lupulus (European hop)
Lineage: Eukaryota; Viridiplantae; Streptophyta; Magnoliopsida; Rosales; Cannabaceae
Product: alcohol acyltransferase 9
Exons: 2
Coding region: 136-1539 (467 amino acids)
Molecular function (GO): acyltransferase activity, transferring groups other than amino-acyl groups
Source: RefSeq, a predicted model, not a curated record
UCUCUCUCGUCUCUCUCUCUCUCUCUCUCUCUCUCUCUCUCUCUCUCUUUUCUUCUCUUCUCUACUAUCAUUCUCUCUAUUAUUAACCAGGGUAAUAUUUAGAGAAAUUUAGAAAGAAAAAAGAAAGUAGAGAAGAUGACGUUAAAAUCAGCAGAACUUCCAGAUUGUAAUCUGUAUCCAAAUCAACCGAUUAUAGUUGAGCCAAACGCACCAACUCCAAAGCAUACUCUGUACCUUACCAAUCUGGAUGACCAAAAGUUCCUCAGAUUCUCCAUCAAAUACCUCUAUCUUUACCAGAAAUCGGUCACCGUUAGCUCCGACACUUUGAAAAGAGCUCUCUCCAGAGUUCUCGUCGACUACUACCCUUUGGCCGGAAGGUUGAGGGCCGCCGAUGAUCAGAAGCUCGAGGUUGAUUGUAAUGCCCAAGGUGCCCUCUUUGUUGAAGCAUUUAUGGAUAUCACUGCAGAUGACUUUCUCCAGUUUUCUCUGAAGCCAAACAGGUCUUGGAGGAAACUCUUGUAUAGGGUUGAUGCCCUCACUUUCUUGGAUGUUCCUCCUCUUAUUGUUCAGGUGACGAAUCUCCGUUGUGGAGGAAUGAUAGUGUGCACCGCCAUCAAUCACUGCAUCUGCGACGGAAUCGGUACGUCACAGUUCCUACACGCGUGGGCCCACCAUACAGCUAAAGAGAAUCUCGAUCUACCAAUCGCACCGCUCCACUCUCGCCACGUGUUGAAACCCCGAAACCCCCCACAAAUGACCCUCCCUCACCCACAAUUUACGAAACAUGUCCCGAGUCCCAAGGACCCUUCUUCCCACGUCGACAUCUUCAACUUCCUCCAAUCUCAGCCCCUCCGCCCGGCUUCCUUUAUUUUCUCUCCAGCUCAUCUCCUCCGCCUCAAACGACAAUGCGUUCCGUCUCUCAAGUGCACCACCUUCGAAGCCCUCGCCUCUCACACGUGGCGCUCCUGGAUUCGCUCCCUUGACCUGUCACCCUCCCUCACCGUCAAGCUCCUUUUCUCUGUCAAUGUCAGGAAGAAGUUGAUCCCCGAGAUUCCUCAGGGGUAUUAUGGAAAUGGAUUCGUGUUGGGCUGCGCACUCUCUACCGUGAAGGACCUUGUCUCCGCCAACCUCCACCACGGAGUAAAAUCGGUCCAGAUUGCUAAGUCGGCUCUUGACGAUGGCUACGUGAGGUCCAUGAUCGAUCUUUUGGAGGACAAAACGCUUAAAACGGAUCUGUCGAUGAGUCUGGUGAUAUCGCAGUGGGCAAAGUUAGGGCUUGAGGAUUUGGAUUUCGGGAAAGGAAAGCCUCUGCAUAUGGGACCAUUAGCGAGUGAUGUUUACUGCUUGUUUUUGCCCGUUAUCGGCGACGUUAAUGCCGUUAGAGUGCUUGUUUCGGUGCCGGAGAGCGUCCUCGAGAAAUUUGAAUAUUACAUGAAUGAAUGUUUGGAUUAUAAAGAAGAAAACAAUGGCGAUCAUAACGGUAACGGGAACGGAAACGGAAACGGUUAUGGGAUUCAUCGAGAAAAUAAUAAUGGCUGAAUAUGAUUUUUGUUUUUCAGGGUGUGUACGUAUAAACUCCCUUACUGUAAUAAUUAGGUUUCUUAAUGGGAUAAACUAAUGUACUUUGCUCUAAAUUAAUGUUAACUUACCAGUUCUUAUUUUCACUUAA